UCCUCCCUCCCGAGUGAUGACGAAGGGAGCCGAAGGGAAAAUCGCUCCCCAUCGCGGCAAAAGCAGAGAGAGUCGGCGCGACCAGCAUCCUCGCUGAACCAGAGGAAGUGCGUUAACCAGUUACAAUGGUGGGCGAAGACAAUAUAUCUGUAAGGAAUCGUCGAUCAGCAUACGGCACUCCGGAGGAGAAAAAUGACUUGCCGAGGAGGCUGGAAGGAGACUGGUCACUCUCCGCCUCAAGCAACGGUCGAAUUGAUGUUGACCAUACAAUGAGGAGGAUGCAGCUUUUAACAGAAGCUGAGAAGCUGAAGCCAGCCUUUAUGAAGGGUGUUGACAGUCACUUCACAGAAUUUGUCAAUGGCUUGGUUGCAAAGUCAGUGCUGCUGGAGUCUCCUCCGUCCGCCUUCCCAGCUGCGUGUACUGAGAAAGACAGCGUCAAAACUAAAGGAUCAAGAGCGCCUACAGAACACGGAAAAGUUUUUAUUGCUAGGAGAUCCCUCUUGGAUGAGCUAUUUGAAGUGGAUCACAUCCAGACCAUCUAUCACAUGUUCAUUGCCCUCCUCAUCUUGUUCAUUCUCAGCACACUUGUGGUUGACUUUAUUGAUGAAGGAAGGUUGGUGCUAGAAUUUGAUCUCCUGGUCUACGCUUUUGGCAAAUUUUCUGUCGUUGCUCCUACUUGGCUCUACAUGUUCCUGUUCACCCUGGUUGUGCCUUAUGGGCUCUUUCACCAUUGGGCCACGGGUUACCCUAGUUCCAACCACAAAAUCAUCCGCUCCGUCUUCUUUGGGUCUUUCUUCAUAAUGUUCCAGAUGAUUUGCCUUGGAUUGGUGCCUUUAUACAUUACAUUGACCUAUGAGCUGCCGCCAGCCUCUUGUUUCAUCGUCAUACUUGAACAGGUGCGCCUGGUGAUGAAAUCCCAUUCUUACAUAAGGGAAAAUGUUCCUCGGGUGAUUUCCUGCCCCCCUCAGAAAUCAAAUUCUCUGCAGCUUCCUCAAGUUUCCCAGUACUUGUAUUUCCUCUUUGCUCCCACCCUUAUUUACAGAGAUCAUUAUCCCAGGACUCCCACAAGAAGAUGGAGCUAUGUAGCUACCAAGUUUGCGCAGAUACUUGGCUCCCUCUUUUAUGCUUACUACAUCUUUGUUCGACUUUGUAUUCCUACAUAUCGUAACUUUAGUCGGGAGAACUUCAAUCUACGAGGCUUAGUCCUUUGUAUCUUCAACUCUAUUCUUCCAGGUGUGUUGAUUCUGUUCCUGGCUUUCUUUGCAUUUCUUCACUGCUGGCUUAAUGCUUUCGCUGAGAUGUUGUGCUUUGCCGACAGAAUGUUCUAUAAGGAUUGGUGGAAUUCUACAUCAUUCUCAAACUAUUACCGAACCUGGAAUGUGGUGGUACACGACUGGCUGUAUCACUAUGCAUACAGAGACUUCCUUUGGUUUUUUGGAGAAAAAUCUAAAGGUGCCGCUAUGUUCUUAGUCUUCACGGUUUCUGCUGCUGUACACGAGUAUGUCCUGGGCGUCUGCUUUGGUUACUUCUAUCCGGUCCUUUUCUGCCUCUUCAUGGGCUUUGGAAUGGUGUUCAACUUCAUUCUCCAUGAUCGCCGGAAAGGCCCAAUCUGGAAUGUCAUUAUGUGGACUUUACUCUUCCUCGGCCAGGGGGUCAUUAUUUGCCUUUAUACCCAGGAGUGGUAUGCCCAUCGAUACUGCCCUUUGAAAAACCCCACUUUCUUGGACUAUGUGAAACCACGUUCCUGGGCUUGCCAAGUCAAGAUCUGAAGUCGUUUGGGUUUGAGGCUGGAAGAUGUUCUUGAAAGCAAACAAACUUUGGGUACUCUUUAGUUAUGGCAAACGAUGGCAUUUUGUCACUCCAGGUAGCUAGGGCUGCUGGGGGCUCUCGGCUACUUCAACCUGAGCCAUUUCCAUGCUGGUCAUGAAUCCUGCUUUGAAGGAAUUUACAGGGAAGAUUUUUGACUACUGCAAACACUGGUCCAUAUAUCAAUGUUUUCUCUCUUAUUUCUGAAAAGGACAAUAUUGGGUGACCUUGGUUAGUCUUGCUCAUCUGAAGAUAUUUAUAUGUUUAUAGCAUACUUUUGGAUGUCUGACAUCCCUGAAGCACAUGCAGAAGACUCCCAGAGAUUUCUGUGAUUUAGAUUGUGCAGGGAAAAAGACAAAGAACGGUUAGACAUUUUCUUGCAGUUUCUUGUAUUUUCGAAGCAGAACACAGGUGAGAUUUUUACCAGUUCAUCUUGCUGGACAGCCAAGGUCACUGGCCAUUUGUAAGUGCAUUUAAGGGUGCCUGAACAGAAGAGAAGCAAUAGAUGCGUAAAUCCCUUUCUGCAGAAACGGCCAUAAUGUUUGAAGAUGAUUUUGAUUGAUCCGUCCAUAAUUUUUUUACUUGGGCAGCAACAGAUAUUUGUAGAAAUGUUUAAUUUGCCUACGACGAAUAGACUCAGUCAGCUUCCAAGACUGAAUGUUCUGAAGGAUGUUUCUGUCUUUAUGUGUGAUGUAUUGUGGAAGGUAUACUUGAGGUUUCUUUUGCUGUUUGUAAGUUUUAUUCCUUCUUUUUGAAUAAUAUUAACCAUAAUAACAGUCAUCAUAAUAAAAAAAUAUAUAUUGAUGAUUGAAUGUAUUUUUCAGGGACUUCCUUUUGAUGAUUAGUCUCUAAUAACAUUGGCACCAAGGAUUACCAUUCUCAUCCAUCCUCUGGUUUUUAAUCUGGUAAAAUGGACAUAAUAGUAAAUACUAACAUUACAAUGUAACUUGAAAGUACAAGCCUGUUGGACUGUGAGUAGCUUUCAUUCUUUGUGCUGCCAAGGAAUAGUUAGUAAUCUUGUGUGCUGCAUUACAAUACAGACAGAGUCCUGUUUUCUGGAAGAUUGUUUGUAUAUGCUUGGGCCAUUUUCUAUAAUAAAACCGAGCCCAUUUGGUACCCUAA
Messenger RNA from Anolis sagrei ordinatus, 2928 nucleotides. The record is from RefSeq and is a predicted model, not a curated record. NCBI's taxonomy places the organism in Eukaryota, Metazoa, Chordata, Lepidosauria, Squamata, Anolidae.